AAACGCGCCAUUUUAACUGCUUUGACAGAGUUGGGUGAACUAAACUGAAGCAAAAUCUCCAAAGAAAACUCCAGCGCGCGUCUUUACUGACGUAAAGCAAGACACGCGUACAUUAAACCACACGAGUGCGAGCGUGCCAGUGCGCGCUCUGUGGAUGCCACGCGGGGACCAAACUAAGUGUGCUGUGGAUUUUAAAUGUAAUAAUCUACAUUUCUUGUUUCAAUGUAUUUCAUUCAGGAAUAUAGUAAUGUGGAGACUCCUGUCGUGGAUUUUUCUGACAGCCAGUUUGCAUCAGGCCAGUUCCCAAAACUCCACCGACUCUCCUUAUGUAACUACGGAUUUGGACCCUUAUAACCGGACUCGAUACUGCAAAUGGCCCUGUAAAUGCCCCAAGAUUGUCCCCAAGUGUCCGCCUGGGGUCAGCCUGUUGACGGACGGGUGUGACUGCUGCAAAACCUGUGCCAAGCAGGUGGGCGAGACCUGUAAUGAAAGAGAUACGUGUGACUAUCAUAAAGGACUUUACUGUGACUACAGCUCUGACAAGCCGAGGUACGAAAAAGGAUUGUGUGCAUAUGUUAGGGGAACAGGCUGUGAGCAUGAUGGUGUGAUUUACCGCAAUGGCCAAAGCUUUCAACCCAAUUGUAAGUACCGCUGUCUGUGUGUGAAUGGGGCUAUUGGGUGCGUGCCCCUCUGCACAGAGUCCCUGCCACCCCGGGUGUGGUGUCAGUCACCCAAAAGAGUGAAGAUACCAGGCCAGUGUUGUGAGAAAUGGAUCUGCGAGGAGUCCCGUAAACUGCGCAAGACCAACCCCAGACACGCCCCUGAGGAGGUGUCCCUCUCCACUAAUGAUAUUUGGCACAAAAAUUGCAUUACCCAGACAACCCCAUGGAGUCCCUGCUCAAAGACCUGUGGGCGGGGCGUAUCACUGCGCAUCUCGAAUGACAAUCCUGAAUGCGUGAUGGAGAAAGAGACUCGACUGUGUAAUCUGCGACCUUGUGAGGUGGACAUCACAAAGCACUUUAGACCGGGUAAGAAAUGCCUGAACAUCUACCGUGAGCCAGAAUUUCAGAACUUCAACAUCUCAGGCUGUGUCAGUAAGAAGCAAUAUUGGCCAAAGUACUGUGGAGUUUGUAUCGAUGAGCGCUGCUGCAUUCCCUACAAGUCUAAGACCAUUGACGUGGAGUUUGAGUGUCCCAAUGGAUCAAUCCUUACCUGGAAAUACAUGUGGAUCAACGCCUGCUUCUGCAACCUCUCCUGCAGGAAUCCAAAUGAUAUCUUUGCAGAUCUGGAGCAAUACUAUGAGUUCAAUGAAAUCAUUAACUAAUUCAUUAACAAGGACUCAGAUACAGUAUUUACUACGAGGAUUCUAUUUUAUGCGAUAUCCUUGACAAAUGAAAAAAAGAUCUUUUGUGUUAACCAAAAGAUUUUUGUUUAUCUUUAUGCAAUUGUUUGUAUUUAUUUCUGUUGUUACUCAAUGAAGAGUAAUUUACAUAAAUACGAAAAAGGUGCAAUUUCAUAUCAUUUGUGACACCUCUGUACAGGUGCACUGCUUCUUUUUGCAUUUGUGACAUUUUUAAUAUAACAUACAAUAUAUAAGUAUAUGUAAAUUAUAUAAUUUGCUUGUAAUAAUGUUAUUUAUUUUAAUCAUAUUGUGUUGUAUUACAGCACCAUACUUUUUAUGGUUCAGUAAAGAAACAUGGUGUGUGUGGAAAAAAUGCAUUUAAAGAUUUCUGAGUAUUUUAAUGUAUGACACAGCAAUAAAACAGUUAAUAA
Misgurnus anguillicaudatus (oriental weatherfish) is the source of this 1773-nucleotide messenger RNA. It is a transcript of the gene ccn4b, whose product is annotated as cellular communication network factor 4b. The record is from RefSeq and is a predicted model, not a curated record. Gene Ontology annotation, biological process: signal transduction; cell adhesion; positive regulation of cell differentiation. Gene Ontology annotation, cellular component: extracellular region; extracellular matrix. NCBI's taxonomy places the organism in Eukaryota, Metazoa, Chordata, Actinopteri, Cypriniformes, Cobitidae. Gene Ontology annotation, molecular function: integrin binding; heparin binding.